AUGGCACCCAACAAAAAGAAUAUCCAAGGCGAUAUCUGGCCCCGUCUGCCCAAGAAGCACGAGACAUUCGUCUUCUUUCGGAUUACCAAGCCUGCUGAGUUCAAAAAGCACUUGGCCGGGCUGGUUCCUUUGCUUACUACAGCCGAUGAUGCCUUCAAGAUGCGAGAGGAUAUCUACAAAAAGAAGGCUGAGGGUACUCUCAAAGGUCUCAUUCAGCUUUCUGCGAUCAACGUCGCCUUCUCGGCCAAAGGCCUAGCUAAACUUGGCGCUGAGGGAUUUAAAGAUGAUGUCUUCAAUAACGGCAUGUACCAGGAUAUGACUUAUCCCUUGCCUGGUGAAGAUGCGAAACUGCACCAAGGCCUUGAUGAUCAGCAUGAUUGGUACCACCAGUUCAAGCCUACCAAUGGAGCAAUUCACGGCGUGUUUACUAUCACUGGUGAUAGUGAGAAGACUAUUGACAAGACAAUCAAGACCUUGAUUGAUCCGAUGUUCCAGGUUGGCAAAGCCGGCCAGAGCAUGCAAAGAAUAUUUUCCCGGAGUGGGUUUGUCCUUGAGGAUGACAGAGAACAUUUUGGAUGGGUUGAUGGUAUCUCUCAGCCCGUAGUUGAAGGUUUGGAUGACCUCGCCAAAAAGACACUGAAGAACGGAAUGAAGCCAAUCCCCAACGGCGUCAUUCUUGUUGGGGGUGAACAGGAUGAUAGCAGUCAUCCAGCUUGGGCCAAGGACGGUAGUUUCAUGGUAUUCCGGACUUACGAGCAGAAGGUCCCGGAAUUUGUCAUGUGGUGUGCCAGCAACAUCAAAAAGCUAAAAGAGACAGACCCAGAGAAGAAGGCAAUAGCUCUGAAAGAACUUCGCAAGUUUUCAUCCCGUGUUAUGGGGCGUUGGCCUGACGGAGCUCCAAUUGAGCUUUAUGGGGAUGCAGACCCCAACAUUUCCCUUCACCCCGAUCCACUUAUCAACAACCAGAUGCUAAGGGAACAAUGGGGCGAUGAAGCCGAUGCGAAGUUCAAGGAGAGGGAGCAGAUGAACCACACCGAUGACUUCAAUUACAACCCAAGUGAUCAGACAAGAUGCCCCUAUGCCGCGCAUAUUCGCAAAUGUGGGCCUCGUGAUGACCACCCGCCCCAUCCCAAACACCUCAUGCUUCGCCGUGGAAUUCCAUAUGGGCCUUUGACACACAAUGAUGAAAAGGCUGGUGGUGUCACACAGGUGGAACGUGGAUUGCACUUUGUCUCUUACCAAAGCAGCAUCAACAAUGGAUUCCGCACUGUUCAAAAGGAAUGGGCGAAUACCGAACAUGGUCCUGAGGACAGGACCAAGGAGUGUGGAGGAGGCCAGGCGCAGGGAAUCGACGCGAUUAUUGGGCAACUUCCACCUGAUUAUCGUGACAGAGAAGACCCUACCCUUUACGAUCACCCAGCACCGGCUGUCAACAUGCCAGAUGUCGAGAAGCCUGUGCCUGAAGUCAAUAAAAACUUUGUCCCCAUCGGACGCUGGGUGAUUCCGCGUGGAGGUGAAUAUUUCUUCACUCCCUCGAUCUCGGGCAUGAGGGAUACGUUGUGCAAGGCCUAG
This is a messenger RNA of Penicillium vulpinum, 1572 nucleotides long. Its product is annotated as Dyp-type peroxidase. Gene Ontology annotation, molecular function: heme binding; peroxidase activity. The transcript is spliced from 8 exons. NCBI's taxonomy places the organism in Eukaryota, Fungi, Ascomycota, Eurotiomycetes, Eurotiales, Aspergillaceae. The coding region runs from base 1 to 1572 and encodes 523 amino acids. The record is from RefSeq and is a predicted model, not a curated record. Gene Ontology annotation, cellular component: cytosol.